Messenger RNA from Quercus lobata, 3465 nucleotides. RefSeq lists its product as uncharacterized. NCBI's taxonomy places the organism in Eukaryota, Viridiplantae, Streptophyta, Magnoliopsida, Fagales, Fagaceae. The record is from RefSeq and is a predicted model, not a curated record. The coding region runs from base 35 to 739 and encodes 234 amino acids. The transcript has a single exon.
UUGCACGCGAUACGCAAUUAGAGGCAUUCUUUCAAUGAACAGAGGAGUUAAACAUGUGGAGGAGGAAAAGAAGGAGGAGGAGGAGGAUCUCGACAUCGAGAAGGAAGACUGCAAUAUCGAAGAGGAUGAUGAAUACAUUGACAGAGAUUGUGCAGUAGAUUGGGAUUCUUUACCAAUUUAUGAUGAUUAUCUUGAUGAAAAUAAAGUCAUAUACAUACAAGGUGAGCCCAUAGCCCACAUUGUUGAUGAGACUUUAUAUGUUCAAGCACAAGAGGUUACUGAUUUUAUUGAUUACAAUCAUACAUUAGUACAAUUAGUUUGUUCAGCAGUAGAUGAGUUCUCUAUUGAUGAACGAAGUUUCAAUCUAAUAAAGCUUGAACUUGAAACAUUAAAUACUAUGAUUUCAUUGGGGUUGAUGAGCUUCUCUCAAAUUGGGUUUGAUGAGAUAGACCAUAAUAUUGAGGAUGAGAUGAAAAAUCUGUUUGCUGGACAUAGAAGGAGGAAGGAGAAGCCCUUGGUUUCAUACAAUUCAAGUAGAUGGGAAUUCAAAGGUUGUCUACAACCUGAAGAAUUCCUAGAUUGGAUUGUUGUGGUUGAAGAGAUUUUGGAGUUUAAGGAGGUGCCACAAGACAAGAGAGAUUAUUUGGUGGCUACCAAAUUCAAAGGAUGUGCUGCAUCAUGGUGGCAACAAUUAAAGCAAGGCCGCAUUUGCCAAGGUAAAUAUAAAAUCAAUACUUGAGAAAAAUUGUUGAAACAUAUACGUGCUACAUUCUUGCCCCAUAAUUAUAUGCGUACAUUAUAUCAACAGCUACACAAUUUUAGACAAGGUACACAAUCUAUAGAUUAUACUUCGUGAGUUUUAUCAACUUGUAGCUAGAGUUGACCUUGCAAAUUCGGAAGAUCAAUUAGUUUCAUGUUAUAUUGGGGGCAUGAGGUAACAAUUUUAAGAUACUUAGAAUUUCCUUGAUUCGAUUUUUGUAUCUAAAGCUCAUAAGAGAGCCUUGCAUUUAGCGAAGACGAUGAAUAGGACUAAUAUGGUUUCAAAUAGUGGUGGCAGCUAAUUACCCCCAGUAGCUCCUCCUCAUGAUGCAACUAUACAAUCUACACAAGGAAAAGACCAAGUUAAUCAAGCUAAUCCAUAAACCAACCACACUGCAACUAGUAGUUCUGCCCCUCGAUGUUUCAAGUGUGGUGAAGCAGGGCAUAGAAUGGCUAAUUGCAAGAAGGGUGGCCGGUAUGGUAAGGGUUUAUUUAUUGAGAGUGAAGAAUGUACUGAUGAUCAUUUAAAUACCUUUGAGCAAGAAGUUGUUUAUGAUGCCGAAGAGGAAGCGGAAGAGGAGUAUGUGCAAGGAGAUGAUGGCCCUUUUUUAGUUAUGAGAAGGGCAUGUUUCACAUCUUGCAAAUUUGAAGGUGAGGAUUGGCUCCAAAUAAAUAUCUUUCAAAAUACAUGUACUAUUGGGGGCAAGGUAUGUAGACUUGUCAUGGAUUCUGGAAGCUGUGAGAAUGUGGUAUUAGAAGAGGCUGUUCGAAAACUGGGAUUAACAACAGAGAAACUCCCUAACCCUUACAAACUAUCUUGGCUCAAAAAGGGUAAUGAGGUAACUAUAUCUAAAUGUUGCUUGAUAUCAUUUUCUAUUGGGAUGAAAUAUAAAGAUAAUGCAUGGUGUGAUGCGGUAGUUAUGGAUGCAUGUCAUCUUCUUUUAGGUAGACCAUGGCAAUAUGAAAGUAGGAUUCAAUAUGAUGGUAGAAAGAAUACAUACAGUUUCAUGUUUGGUAUGUGAUACCCACCUACUCAUGGUGAUAUCUACUAGUAUGUGACACAAAUUAGGGUUAUUUAAUUAUUAAUUGGUGUUUUUUUUUUUUAAAGUAAUUAUUGAUUGGUAGGUUAUACAAGCACUUAGUGUGUUUGAACCCAUGACCUCACCCUUCACCAAUUUAUGAAAGGAGGAAAUGACUCUUAAGCUAGAGCUCAUUCAAAGCAUAGGGUUUUUGUUUUUAUUUUUGUAAGGAGAUUGAACCUAAGCCAACUUCAGGAGGGGGUAAGAAUCUCUUAGCUAAAAGGGCAUUUGUUAAAGAGAUUUUAAUUGAACUUGUAAAAGCAAAUAAAUCCUAAUUCCACUAGGAGAGAGAAAACAACAUAAAAUAUUAAAAUAUUUUUUUCUCCCUUAACUAGUCUAUAUCAAGCAGCCAUCAAACGCCAUAAGGUGCACCUAGUGGUAGAGCGUUUGACUCAAACUGAAGGGACGAACUACCAUGAAAACUUUGCUCCAAUUUCCAAUUUUGUCAUUGUCAAGUGUGUUUUGGUUGUCACCAUUAAAAACUGGACCUUGCGUCAACUUGAUGUUGACAGUGCCUUCUUACAUGGAAAACCUCUAUAAAAAUGUUUACAUGAACCCCCUACUAGGUGUUCGCACUCAAGGGGAUCACAUGGUAUGCCACCUUCAAAGUCCUUAUAUGGCCUCAAACAAGACUUACAAAAUUGGUUUGAGAAAUUUUCUUCAAUUCUUCGCCUUGUAGGGUUCAACAGCCUCAUUGUGACUAUUCCUUGUUCACAACUAUAAACUUGAUGUCUACAAUGCCUUCUUACAUGGAAACCUCUAUGAAAAAGUUUACAUGAACCCCUACUGGGUGUUUGCACUCAAGGGAUCACAUGUUAUACCACCUUCAAAAGUCCUUAUAUGGCCUCAAACAAGACUAAUGGAAACCUCUAUGAAAAAGUUUACAUGAACCCCUACUGGGUGUUUGCACUCAAGGGGAUCACAUGUUAUACCACCUUCAAAAGUCCUUAUAUGGCCUCAAACAAGACUAAUGGAAUUGGUUUGAGAAAUUUUCUUCUGUUCUUCGCCUUGUAGGGUUCAAUAGCCUUAUUACGACUAUUCCUUGUUCACAAUUGUCGGAAGUUCUUUCAUUACAAUUGUGUUAGUUUAUGUUGAUGAUAUCAUAUUACCAUUAAUCACACUCAUGCCAUUAGUUCUUGAAGGCGUUUCUACAUAGUUGUUUUCACAUUAAAGACCUUGACCCCUUAAAAUAAUUAAUUGGCAUUGAAGUUGCUUGCUCUAAACAUGAGUUUUUGCAUAUAUGAACUUUACUUUCGGCUAAUGCAUUCUAUUGUCUUCCAAAUCCUCCACCCAUCUUGCAACCUAUUAUGAUUCUAAUUGUGUUGCUUAUUGAACUACUCACUGAUCUGUUACCAGCUAUAGUAUUUUCCUUCCUAACAACCCCAUUUCUUGGAAGAGCAAAACGCAAACUACUGUCUCUCGCUAUUGUCUUCCUUAUCCUCCACCCAUCUUGCAACCUAUUAGAGCAUUAGCAUCCAAGAUUCUAAAAAAUAUCUCAUUUUACCAUCUCAAAAGCUACUUUAUCUAUUAUACAAUACCACUUUACAACACACCCAACAUCCCAAACUCUAAUUUUUUUCCACUUUAUUUAAAUAUUCUUUUUUUUAAAACUAUCUUCUCUCUCUCU